UAGGUAAGGAAUCCCAGUGGGCCAGUGACUUGUCAAAAACCCAACAGACACCCUAUUCGUGUGGAAGCUGGUAUUACCUAAUCCAUGGCCCGCUUUGUGACGGAAGAGCUCUACGAAUGGAACAGAACAGACACCACUACCAGUCUAAGAAACCCUCCAACCACGAAGCGCAUCGACAACGACAUAAAGGAUACGAUCGCGGGACCUGAGAUAUCCCGGUGUUGCCCUCAUAAGACACGAGUUUCCCAGCGACCUGCGACCUGAGCGCCGCAUACCAGCAAUACCGCAACAAUGCCGUCGGAACGCGACUACCAAAUAUCCCCCAUUGUGCAGGAAUCCGUCAUGCACAACACCAAGACCCUAUCAAACCUGCAGAGUCUUUCAGCAUCCCUCUUCGGUGUCGCGGCUGGCAUCCUCGGCCUCGAAUCGUACAGUGGUUUCCUCUUCUACCUCGUCUUCUCUCUCAUCACCGCCGGCUUGUUCUACGUUCUACGCAUCGCUCCCGAAUCGACGUCGGCAGGUCUCCCAAUCCUCAGUACAAGCCGUUACUUCAAGGGACCAUUCGACUUCUGGACAAGUGGGCUGCUUGGAGGUCUUUCUGGUUUCAUUCUCACUUGGACGUUGUUCUACGGUUUGGUGAGGGCAUGAUGAGAUACGGGUGGUCAAGGUGGCAUUUCUGGCGUCAGGUGUUGAGGGAACAGCAUACGGGUCUAGUCGCAGGUAUAUAUCAUAGCAGAACCGUAAUCUGAAAAAGAGUAU
Messenger RNA from Colletotrichum godetiae, 759 nucleotides. Its product is annotated as Rab5-interacting protein-domain-containing protein. The record is from RefSeq and is a predicted model, not a curated record. The transcript is spliced from 2 exons. NCBI's taxonomy places the organism in Eukaryota, Fungi, Ascomycota, Sordariomycetes, Glomerellales, Glomerellaceae. Gene Ontology annotation, biological process: autophagosome assembly; protein folding in endoplasmic reticulum. Bases 292 to 648 code for a protein of 118 amino acids. Gene Ontology annotation, cellular component: EMC complex; endoplasmic reticulum; membrane.